Arachis stenosperma is the source of this 1314-nucleotide messenger RNA. RefSeq names its product F-box/kelch-repeat protein At3g23880-like. The record is from RefSeq and is a predicted model, not a curated record. NCBI's taxonomy places the organism in Eukaryota, Viridiplantae, Streptophyta, Magnoliopsida, Fabales, Fabaceae. Gene Ontology annotation, molecular function: protein binding. Bases 1 to 1314 code for a protein of 437 amino acids. The transcript has a single exon.
AUGGACAAACACAUGCAGAUCAUGAAUAAGGAAGCGAAGAGGAAUGCGUCCAGAGGGCUGGAACUGGUCAGUUGCUCCAGGGCAAGAACACGGCAGCUGGCAGACCUUUCGGAGGAGAUGAUAAUGGAAAUCUUGCUGAGGCUUCCGACAAGGACGCUUGCUUCCCUAAAGAGCGUGUGCAGGUCAUGGAGAAACCUCAUUUCAACCCCUGACUUCACCCGCAAGCACCUUCGUCGUUCAUGCUUACGCGAUUCAAGCCUGACUCCGCCACGGAUUUUUUAUUGCACUCACGAUGGUUGGUAUGGUGGUAUCGAAUCUUUCUUCCAGCCGUCAAUGUUGGACAAUCCUUCGAAACCUACUAAAGUCGCUCGCUUCAGUAGGGGAGGCUACAGAAUCGUUGGUUCUUGCCAUGGAUUGUUAUGCUUCUUUGAUAGCGAUGCUGAUCACCACAUCCAUGCCAUCUUGUGGAACCCCUGUACCGGAUUCAUAUUCCAAUCACCGCAAAUCAACGGCAGAUCCUACUUUUCUGGCUUUGGUUACGACCAUCUCAGUGACACCUAUAAAUUUUACGCAACGAUAACGAAGAAAGUGGCAUCUGGUGUUGAAUCUAGUGCCAGAAUUUAUACAUUUGGACCAACUUCGUCUUGGAGAAGAAUUGAUGAUAUCCCAUCUACCCUACUUUGUCCCCGAACAGUUUACGAUCCUUGUAUGGCUGAUAAUUUGAAAGGGGUAUUUUUAAGUAGUGGCAAUGCAUGCACUAUUAAUUGGUGUGUUUAUGAUGUGGUUCUUUAUUUUGACUUGGGUAAAGAGACUUAUGGUCGUUUUACCCUGCCUGAUAGGGAUUCAAAUAAUGGUUAUUCCUGGACUCACUGCACCAGCUUAUAUGUCUUGAGAGACUGCCUUUCUGUUUGUUAUAGGAAAACACAACGUUGGAUUGUGUGGCAGAUGAAGGAAUACGGAGAAGCUAAAUCUUGGACUCCAUUGGCAACGAUUCCUUUUCAUCCGCAACUGUAUGAUCCUUUACAACCUCUCUACAUCUCAGAAAGCGAUGUGCUUUUUGUCAUGUCUCGAUCUUUUAAAUUAGUCUUGUGUAACUUAAACGAUGGCAGCAUAGAUUUUUCCAUGAUUGACAGCUGCUCUAAUGGCAUGGAGUUCUGUCUUUAUCUUUCUCAAUAUUCAAGUUUUAGAAUGGCUUAUAUUUUCCAUGAAAGCUUAGUUUCACCCAAUGGUCUUCAAAGUAACUCAUCCAAAAUGCUGCUGCACUUCAUCAAGUCUGAACCCAAACCCAAACCCAAUCUUAGUUUCACUUGGUGA